AUGACAUCUCUAGGAAGCAGCAGUUCUUCCGGGACAGAGUACACAGUGCGAGUGCCCAAAAAUCCAACUAAAAAGUAUAACUUAAUGGCGUUUAAUUCAGGAGACAAGGUGGCGUGUUCAACAUGGACACAAGCUCGUAUGGAACGCGACAUGAGUGCGCGGCGCAUUUACGGUGAGGAGGAGACUGCAGACGGAGCAGCUGGCAGUGAGUUUGGCAAAAAGCAGCGAGAGGAAGCACGCAGGAAGAAGUUUGGUAUUGUGACUAAAGAGUUUAAAGUAGAAGACCAGCCUUGGAUUCUCAAAGUCAACGGGAAAGCAGGAAAGAGGUUCAAGGGCAUCAAGAAGGGCGGAGUGACGGAGAAUGCAUCAUACUACAUCUUCACGCAGUGUCCAGACGGUGCAUUCGAGGCCUUCCCAGUGAACGGCUGGUACAACUUCAUGCCUGUGGCCAAGCACCGCACACUCACAGCAGAGGAGGCCGAGGAGGAGUGGGGCAGGAGAAACAAAGUGGUGAACCACUUCAGCAUCAUGCUGCAGAGGCGUUUGAGGGAACCGGACCGAUGUGAUGAUGAUGAGGACGAGGGAGACAAGUCAGGCAAGAAGAAGAAGAAGGGAGGUGGACGGGGGGGCGAACUGCGCAUCCAUGAUCUGGAAGACGACCUGGAGAUGAGCAGUGACGACAGCCGCAGCAGCGAAGACGAAGGGGAGAGCAAAUCCAAGACUAAAAAAGAGCUUAAGGGCAAAGGUAAAAAGAAGAAGAAAAAGAAGAGUGAGAACGAGGGACUGGAGGACAGCGACGACGGAGACCACGAAGGCCUGGAGGUGGACUACAUGUCUGACGAAAGCAGUUCAGAUGACGAGGUAGAGAAGGGGAAACCUGUCAAAGCAGAGGAACACCCCAAAGGCAUUGACGAGGCUUCUGAAAGUGAGGAUGAGAGCGAAGAGGAAAAACAGAACGAAGAGGAAGUAAAAGAAGAGGAGGAAGAGGAUGAUGGGAAGAAGACCCCCGUCCAACCAGAAAAGAAGAAGAAGAAAGCCGACAGCAGCGGAGAGUCUGAAACCUCGGACGACAGCGACAUCGAAGGAGAGACUGCCUCGGCUUUAUUCAUGAAAAAGCGCACGCCCCCAAAGCGAGGAGGUCGAGGCUCAGCCGGUAGCUCCAGAACAGGAAGUCGACCUGGGACUCCUUCUAUAGACUCUGGCUCCACGUCCAGUACCCUGCGAGCAGCAGCCAGCAAACUGGAGCAAGGAAAGAGACAGGGUGGUGCUGCCGCUGACACUCCAGUUGCCAAAAGGCUGAAGAUGGAGCCGAACAGCCAGAGUCCUGCUCCGUCUGGGAAGAGCACGCCUCAGCCGGCGUCUGGAAAAUCCACCCCAAGUGCCAGUGACGUCCAGCUGACCGAGGAGGCAGUCCGCCGGUACCUGAUCCGGAAGCCCAUGACGACCAAAGAUCUCCUGAAGAAGUUCCAGACCAAGCGUACCGGCCUGAGCAACGAGCAGACGGUCAACGUGCUCGCCCAGAUCCUCAAGAGGCUCAACCCCGAGCGCAAGAACGUCAACGACAAGAUGCACUUCUACCUCACAGAGUGA
This is a messenger RNA of Knipowitschia caucasica, 1590 nucleotides long. The record is from the annotation of a GenBank genome assembly. Lineage: Eukaryota; Metazoa; Chordata; Actinopteri; Gobiiformes; Gobiidae.